Messenger RNA from Sinocyclocheilus rhinocerous, 430 nucleotides. Its product is annotated as phosphatidylinositol transfer protein alpha isoform-like. The record is from RefSeq and is a predicted model, not a curated record. Lineage: Eukaryota; Metazoa; Chordata; Actinopteri; Cypriniformes; Cyprinidae. Gene Ontology annotation, cellular component: cytoplasm. The transcript has 4 exons. Gene Ontology annotation, molecular function: phosphatidylcholine binding; phosphatidylinositol transfer activity; phosphatidylinositol binding. Gene Ontology annotation, biological process: phospholipid transport. The coding region runs from base 122 to 430 and encodes 102 amino acids.
AUAGAAGCCGGUGAGGUGGGGUAGACCGAGACACCGGGACUAACGCAGGACUCGACACCUAUUUGGAUUCAUCCAGGUGCAAAACCACGUUAUCUUUGGAAGGCAGAAAGCACUGGAGAAAAUGCUGAUUAAAGAAUUUCGAGUGAUCCUACCGAUUUCUGUGGAGGAGUAUCAGGUCGGGCAGCUGUACUCGGUAGCGGAGGCCAGUAAGAACGAGACGGGUGGAGGAGAGGGUGUGGAGGUGUUGAAGAACGAACCCUAUGAGAAGGAUGGAGAGAAGGGACAGUACACACACAAAAUCUACCACCUGCAGAGUAAAGUCCCGUCAUUUGUACGAAUGCUUGCACCAGCGUCAGCACUGAACAUUCAUGAGAAAGCUUGGAACGCCUACCCAUACUGCCGCACAAAUUUUUUGAACCUUUAUUUUUAA